Pistacia vera is the source of this 560-nucleotide messenger RNA. Its product is annotated as 26S proteasome regulatory subunit RPN13-like. The record is from RefSeq and is a predicted model, not a curated record. Lineage: Eukaryota; Viridiplantae; Streptophyta; Magnoliopsida; Sapindales; Anacardiaceae. The transcript has 6 exons. The coding region runs from base 180 to 560 and encodes 126 amino acids. Gene Ontology annotation, molecular function: proteasome binding; ubiquitin binding; endopeptidase activator activity. Gene Ontology annotation, biological process: ubiquitin-dependent protein catabolic process. Gene Ontology annotation, cellular component: nucleus; proteasome regulatory particle, lid subcomplex; cytoplasm.
UAUAAUUUUUGUUAUCUCAGUAAAAAUUCCUUAAAAAUUGUGCCCUUGUUAAUCUCCCUUAACUAAACAAUAGGCGGCUUACACCAACUCGGCUGAAAUUGAAUAGACAAUCUUUCUCUAGGGUUUAAUUCGAAUUUGAAGCCAAUUCAAUUUACAAAACACAAUACAAAAAUUGAGUGAUGGGCUCUUCGUCGACCGAAGCUUUUCCAGCAAUGCAGGAAGUUUUGCUGGAGUUUCGUGCUGGUAAAAUGAAAUUUGAGGGAAAGAAGGUUGUCCCUGACGCACGUAAAGGACUUGUUCGCAUAGCAAGGGGAGAUGAGAGAUUGAUCCAUUUUCAGUGGCUUGAUCGCACUCAGAACGUUGUCGAAGAUGAUCAGAUUAUUUUUCCUGAUGAAGCAGUGUUUGAGAAGGUUAAUCAAGCAUCAGGAAGGGUAUACAUUUUGAAGUUCAAUACUGAUGAUCGGAAGUUCUUCAUUUGGAUGCAGGAGCCUAAUGCUGAAGGUGACUCGCAAUUGUGUAGCUCUGUCAACUAUUACAUCAAUCGACCAUUAGGUAUAUGA